Molecule: messenger RNA, 519 nt
Organism: Phialemonium atrogriseum
Lineage: Eukaryota; Fungi; Ascomycota; Sordariomycetes; Cephalothecales; Cephalothecaceae
Exons: 2
Coding region: 1-519 (172 amino acids)
Source: RefSeq, a predicted model, not a curated record
AUGGCACCAACAACAAACCCAUCUGACCAUGGCCUUGGAACUAAAAAGCACCAUGACUCAAAAGGGUCCCCUCCUCCAUACACGAAAGUGAGCGACAAUAUCGUGGCCUUGGAGGCCAUCCGCAUCAUGGACCCGGAGGAUCCGACACCGUUCAACUACAUCCCGCCCGCUGGCUAUCGAGACAACUCGGUCAGCGUCUACCAAAUGGUUACCCUGAUCCUGGAGGUCCUCUUGACCACCGUCCGUAUGGUCCUGAAGUUCCUCUUGACCAUUGUCCAAAACAUCCUCAAGGCUCUCUUCACCAUCACCCAAGAUGCUGUGGACAUCGUCCGCGACGUUCUGAGCAUUGUCCGCGACGAUGUUCUACGCGAUCUCAUCCAGCCUACGGUGCGGUAUGUGGGGUGGGCCGCCUUGACUGCUGUCUUCAUCCUCCUGGUCAUCUUCGUCCUCCUUGUCAUCUUCAUUUUCGUCAAAUUCGACAUUCUGGUGCGGAUCCUGGAGAAGAUGCUGAACCUCUAA